UUUUUUGUCAAUUGUGAGCAUUACCAGCAAAUGCCCUCUUCUUUAGAGGCAAUGAUUCAAAACAUGAUACAAGCGGGUAUUCCACAAGCACAAAUGAUGCAAUUAUUGCAAACAAUGCAGGCUACAGCCACAAAUAACAACAAUAUUUCUUCUCCAGCAAUUAACGGCACAACUAACUCCGCCACUAAUAGUUCAAGUGGCGGAGGUCACCAAACUGUUAAUCAAGCACAUCAACAUUUUUCAUUAGCUAAUAAUCAACAUCAACAAACUGCCAAUCAAUCCGCAGUAGUAGCGUCAAGUGGCGGUGGAAAUGGAGGAUCUACUGCGGCAGUAAAUACGGCAGGUGCACAUCAAGUUGCUGCUGCCGCCGCUGCAAGUCUUCAGGUGAAUAAAUAA
Meloidogyne enterolobii is the source of this 396-nucleotide messenger RNA. The record is from the annotation of a GenBank genome assembly. NCBI's taxonomy places the organism in Eukaryota, Metazoa, Nematoda, Chromadorea, Rhabditida, Meloidogynidae.